GUUCACUGAUUUGAGUUCACAUCAAAGCUGGGUCAGCUGGCAGAAGGAGGGGAGUAGACAUACCCACGGGUACUGGGAGCAGUGUGAGGAUGGCACACCUGCUCCGGGGACAGGACACAGGCAGCACAGCUCAGCAGCUACGAAGCUGAUGGCAUUCUUGUGAACUUUAGAAAGAACCUGGAAGUCACACCUCUGGAGACAACAUGGCAAGACAGAUUGCCAGCUAAGUACUUAAACCAAAGUAAUUUUCUCCUACCCAUGUAUGAAAUUGUGAAACCCAAGGCAGCUGGGUGAAACAGACUGCAGGAUUAACUGCUGUUAGCCGCAGGGAAAGGAUGGUACCGAGGUCCAGGUCCCCAUUCAUGGUAAACGGGCUCUGGCUUUUCUAUGCUUCACAUGCUGAGGAUUAAUUGUGUCCUUCUCCAAAUAAGAGUGAAGGGAAUCGGUGGGGGCAGACACUGGAGAGAGGAUUUCUUCUGCCAGCCUGUUAAUAGAUCAGAUAAAACCGAUAUCUGGAGCAGGGCACGUUGCCUUGCUCCAGCUCCGCUCCCGGAGCUUUGGGGUGGGAAGCCCGGGGAAACUCACACCGACCGAGCGAUGCUGUGCAGGCGAGGGGGCGGCUGAUCGAAGACGAAAUCUCAGCGGUGUCACCGAAGACUUGGCCUUUUCCUCCAGCUCAAAACCCCGGGGGAGAAGGAGCCUCCCCCAGCGGAUCUCCGGCCAGGCACCCCAACUACAGCAAUAGCUGGGGGGCCUCCCCCCGACUCCAGCCUCCCUCCAGCCUCCCCAAAAGCUGCGGGUGCCCUGCGGGGAGGGGACACGGGCAGAAGGAGGGGGACACGGACACGGGGAGGGGACACGGGCAGAAGGGGGGGGACACGGGCAGCCCGCCCCCUGCCGCUAAGCCGCCCGCUGACCCGCUUGGUGCCGGGGCUGCCUCCGGGAGGCUCCUCCCCGCUCCUCGCAAAGUUUGGGGCCGGCUCUGCCGAGCCUCCCCCGGCCUCCCCCGGCUUCGCCCCGGGGCCGGGCAGCUCCGUGAGGCCGGCGGCUCCAUGAGCCCGGCUGCCGGGGCAGCGCCGCGGCGCCAUGGGGAACGGCAGCGCCCCGGGGAACGGCAGCGAGCCUCCGCCGCCGCCUCCGGGAGGCCACAACGUCGCCGCCCUGGUGCUGGGCAUCGUCCUCAUCCUCCUCAUCGUCGGCGGCAACGGGCUGGUGUGCCUCAGCGUCUGCACCGAGCGGGCGCUCAAGACCACCACCAACUACUUCAUCGUCAGCCUCGCCGUCGCCGACCUGCUGCUGGCCCUCCUCGUCCUGCCCCUCUUCGUGUACUCCGAGUUCCAGGGAGGCGUGUGGUCCCUCAGCACUGUGCUGUGCGAUGCCCUGAUGACCAUGGACGUGAUGCUGUGCACGGCCUCCAUCUUCAACCUCUGUGCUAUCAGCGUGGAUCGGUUUAUUGCUGUUUCAGUCCCACUGAACUACAACCGGCGACAAAUCGACUUGCGGCAGUUGAUCCUCAUCUCCACCACCUGGAUAUUUGCCUUUGCUGUGGCAUCCCCAGUCAUAUUUGGCCUCAACAACGUUCCAAACCGGGACCCCAGCUUGUGCCAGCUGGAGGAUGACAACUACAUUGUGUACUCCUCCAUCUGCUCCUUCUUCAUCCCUUGCCCCGUCAUGCUGGUGCUCUACUGCGCCAUGUUCCAGGGACUCAAGCGCUGGGAAGAGGCCAGGAAGGCCAAGCUACGGGGCGGCAUAUACGGGGGCAACAGAAAGCUCUAUCACCCCUCGCCCUUUAUCGAGAGGGAGCAGGCUGGACUGGAGCCAGACGACUGCAACCCUUACGCUCACUCUGACCACCCCCUGCCUGGGGACUAUGUGAUGAACAAUGGGGUGCAGACUGUCUCCUACCCGCACCUCCAGUACCCACCCCCAGGACACAGUCGGAAGCGGGCCAAGAUCAAUGGUCGGGAGCGGAAGGCCAUGCGGGUGCUGCCUGUCGUCGUCGGUGCUUUCCUCUUCUGCUGGACGCCUUUUUUUGUGGUCCACAUUACGAGGGCUCUCUGCAAGUCCUGCACCAUUCCCACUCAAGUCACCAGCACUGUCACUUGGCUGGGUUACGUCAACAGUGCCGUCAACCCCAUCAUUUAUACUGUUUUCAACGCCGAGUUCAGGAACUUCUUCCGCAAAGUCUUGCACCUGUUCUGCUGA
Molecule: messenger RNA, 2205 nt
Organism: Oxyura jamaicensis (ruddy duck)
Lineage: Eukaryota; Metazoa; Chordata; Aves; Anseriformes; Anatidae
Gene: DRD4
Product: dopamine receptor D4
Exons: 5
Coding region: 1087-2205 (372 amino acids)
Biological process (GO): adenylate cyclase-activating adrenergic receptor signaling pathway; adenylate cyclase-inhibiting dopamine receptor signaling pathway
Cellular component (GO): plasma membrane
Molecular function (GO): dopamine neurotransmitter receptor activity, coupled via Gi/Go; G protein-coupled receptor activity
Source: RefSeq, a predicted model, not a curated record